CUUAUAAUAGCUAUUUGUUCUUUGUUACGACUCUGAGCGGCUUACGUGAUGAUUACAGCUGAAGGGAGAAUUGGAACUAACCAUAAACCAACAACCAAAGAAACCCAUAAUUGGGUGUUCAGAGUAAAUUACAAAGGAAACGUCCAUUUUGAAGUCGGGAAUCAACGAGUAAGUUAAAUUGCUAGAAAAAAAUGAAACUUUCUUUUUUUUGGGCAGCAGCCUGUGUUUUGCAAGCUGCAAAGAACCAGCUUUCUUCUGCCGCAAUUGUCGAUAUGGAUGGCAGCCCUGGAAAAUCUGUCGUUUUGGGAUUGCAACAUUCCUAUGCUCAAGAUGAUUCUACAAAUUUUGAACGAGCUCGUGUCUUGAACAAACGUGAGGACUCGGGUUAUCCUCUUCUGGAUUUAGAGUAUACUAGUUCAGGAAGCUAUUUUGCUAGCAUCAUUAUGGGUCAUAAAAAGAGAAACUACUCAUUGACACUCGAUACAGGUAGCCCUUACACCUGGGUUACAGCGAACAAUGUGACAGCUCUGGACCCUUCUGAGUUUCAGAACGGAAUGCCUGCUGGAAAGUCUACAUCUGACAUUCGGGAGAUUUGCUCUAACUACACCUGUUAUGACUUCUCCGACGGGAGUGCAAAACUUACCAGUAACAGCGUUUUUGGUUUCCUCACCUCAUAUGGUGAUAAUACAACUGCUAUUGGAUACAACAUGGUAGAUACUGCUUACUUUGCUGGAUUAUCUCUUGACAACUUUACUUUUGGUGUUGCUACUCGGGAGUACGAUUCUGAGCAGAUUAGCGUUACCCCUGGUAUUAUAGGCUUGUCCCCAGGAAUGACCAUUACAGGUGUCUCCAGGAAUGGACGAGCGGUAGCUUACACACCUCCAACGAUCGUUGAACAGCUGUAUACUUCUGGCUUAAUCAAUUCCUAUUCCUUUGGUAUUUACCUCAAUGAAAAUGAAGGUGAACUGAUUUUUGGGGGUUAUAAUGAAGCUAGAAUUGACGGCGACGUCCGUUGGCUAAACGUUACUGGCACAGAUAGAUUUUACUCUGUUUAUUUAGAAAGUUUAAGUUUCCCUAACUCAUCCAGUACACAAGACUCAUCGAAACUUAGCUUUGAGAAACGUGACACUGGUAAUAUCCAAGUCGACCAAAACGCUACUGUGGACACAGGAACUGUUUUGUUGUACUUACCUGAGGAUGCUGUUAAUUCUAUAGCUGAUCGUUACGACGGGGUUGUAAGUAAUCAGGGAUACCCGGUCGUUUACUGUAGUUCAUUCUCAGAUUCUGAUUAUGUUCAGUUUAAUUUCGAGAAUGACGUUGCAUUCCAAAUCCCUAUGAAGCAAUUGGUGAUUUUACGUAGACCUGAGCAAGGUCAAGAGGUUUGUUAUUUGGCUUUCGUUCCUUCUGCACCCGGUUCUUACAUUCUUGGUCAAUACUUUUUGCAAAAUGUUUACUCUGUAUACGACUGGGACGCUCGAAGAAUUGGUUUCGCUAAUCUUCGUCAGAAUGCUUCUAAUUCUGGCGUUGAAGUUAUGAACAUCGCUUCCGAUUUGAGUGGAGUACAAACCAGUUCCAACUCUGCUACUACUACCUUUUCAGAUGGUUAUAAUUACGGAUCCUCGACCAUUCCUUUAACCGGUACUCCUGGAGCCAAUAGCUCAGCCCCUUCCCAGGACAGUAGCUCUAAUGGAAGUAAUGAGUCUGUUGCCUCGGCUUCUAGCAAAGUUGGUAUAUAUUCUUUGCUUGCGUUUAUGAGUUCUUCUUUUCUUUUCUUCGUCUUUAUUUAGAUACUCGUCCUUUUUAUACGUUGAUCCUUUCUCGAAGUCGUUCGUUGUCUUCCUUUGUUUCUGCUUAAAAACAUCGAAAAAGAAAAAAGUAUAAUAACUUAUCUAUUAUUACAUAUAUAUAUAUAUAUAUGUAUCUGUCUCAUGAAUCCUUGAAGCUGUCUUGAUUAUUUCUUAUAUUUUUUCUUAGUUACCUAUCUUGUGUUACGUUAUUAGUUUAUUUUUGUCGAUAUUCAUUCUGUUAUGUCUUUAACUUUUCUUUUGAGUAUUAUUUGUAAGAAUAGAAAUCAAUGAAUACUUUUUUUUUCUUA
Molecule: messenger RNA, 2095 nt
Organism: Schizosaccharomyces cryophilus OY26
Lineage: Eukaryota; Fungi; Ascomycota; Schizosaccharomycetes; Schizosaccharomycetales; Schizosaccharomycetaceae
Product: aspartic protease Sxa1
Exons: 1
Coding region: 192-1787 (531 amino acids)
Biological process (GO): proteolysis
Molecular function (GO): aspartic-type endopeptidase activity
Source: RefSeq, a predicted model, not a curated record